AUGGGAAAAGGUAAGAACAAGACGCACGAACCCAAAAAUGGAAGACCACAUAGAGGCGCCAAUGGGCACAGUUCAAGGCAAAACCACAGGCGCAUGGAAAUGAAAUACGAUAAUUCAGAAGGGAUGAAGUUUCCUGUUAAGCUCGCUAUGUGGGAUUUUGACCAUUGUGAUCCAAAAAGAUGCAGUGGUAAAAAACUUGAAAGAUUGGGUUUAAUUAAAUCAUUAAGAGUGGGACAAAAAUUUCAAGGUAUUGUCGUUUCACCGAACGGCAAAGGCGUUGUUUGUCCCGAUGAUCUAGGGAUUGUCGAACAGCACGGUGCCUCAGUAGUUGAAUGUUCUUGGGCCCGCUUAGAAGAAGUACCUUUCAAUAAAAUAGGCGGUAAGCAUGAAAGGCUGCUGCCGUAUUUAGUGGCCGCUAAUCAAGUCAAUUACGGGAGACCAUGGAGGCUCAAUUGUGUUGAGGCAUUAGCAGCUUGUUUUGCUAUUGUUGGGAGAAUGGAUUGGGCCAGUGAAUUGCUGUCGCAUUUCUCGUGGGGAAUGGGAUUUUUAGAAUUAAACAAAGAAUUGCUUGAAAUCUACCAACACUGCACUGACGCCGCCUCCGUAAAGAAGGCUGAGGAAGAAUGGCUGCAGAAUUUAGAAAGGGAAAUCCAAGAACGAAAAUCCCACACUAAAGAUGAGGAUAUAUGGAUGAUGGGUAACAUAAAUAGAAGAGGCAACGGUUUGCAAUCUGACGAAUCAGAAAGUGAAGAAAGUGAAGAAAGCGAAGAACAAUCUGAAUUGGAAGGCAAAAACCAAUGCAUUGAAUAUGACUCUUUAGGUAAUGCUACUCUUAGGGAUAGCCUGAAGAGUCGAGAAACGCUAUCUGAGGAAUCAGAAGAUGAAGAAAGUGAUUUAGAAGAGAAUGAAGAGCCUGUAAGUUAUGACUCUUUGGGCAAUUUAAUUUGA
Molecule: messenger RNA, 948 nt
Organism: Saccharomyces paradoxus
Lineage: Eukaryota; Fungi; Ascomycota; Saccharomycetes; Saccharomycetales; Saccharomycetaceae
Gene: TSR3
Product: ribosome biogenesis protein TSR3
Exons: 1
Coding region: 1-948 (315 amino acids)
Biological process (GO): maturation of SSU-rRNA
Molecular function (GO): rRNA small subunit aminocarboxypropyltransferase activity
Source: RefSeq, a predicted model, not a curated record